Molecule: messenger RNA, 1505 nt
Organism: Chrysemys picta bellii (western painted turtle)
Lineage: Eukaryota; Metazoa; Chordata; Testudines; Emydidae
Source: RefSeq, a predicted model, not a curated record
GGGAUUUAGAGGUGGUAGGUUCAGGGUAAAAUAUUAAUUCCCUCAUUUAGAAUUUAAAGUCAAGGGCACAUGUGCCUGAGACCUGAAAUACCAAGUGGGCAGGAGGAACCUCAGCAUUUCCCAUGCCAGCUGCGUGCCUGGGGCUGGGCCUCACAUGCCAUCUUAAUAAUACUCCAGCCCUGGGCAGUAGUGACUGAAAGUUACCUCCAUCGGAGGACUCUUUUUUUUGCCGAGGGUGACAUGAAUUUGGUGGAUCUCAAAUCAUUUCACAGCAUGGAAAGCAACCAUGUCACAACUGGCUUUAAGUGGGUGCCCCAGUCAGUCAAGAGUCCAAACAUCACAGAGUCUGAACUGUUACCUCUGACAGAAUCUCCAGGGGAGCACAGUGGCUGUUGGCAGGGGGCAGAUGAAGCUUUGGAUAGAGUGGGCUGCAUGGAUCUCAAAGUGCUUUCCAAAGGAUGUCAGUAUCAUUUCCCCCAUUUUACAGCUUUCUAAACCUAGUGUAACAUUUCAAUGGCUACCCAGAUGACUGAUGGUCAUCGACGGUUCCUGCAGGUGCUGAUGUCCCAUGGAAUAAUGGAAGGAUCGGUGGCUAGAACAUUACACAGGGACUGCUGUGAAAUCCAUAAAGUCUACUAUGCUCAUGAUAAAUUGGAUGACUUCAUCAAUGUUGUUAACAUCCAUCUACAGCCUUUCUUUAUGCAGAUCCGGAAGGGAAUGUCUGAAGAUGAUGGGAGAACAUAUUACGCAUUGGUGAAUCUGGCAGAAACUGAAAUAUCUAAGAUGGCAUCUGACUAUACAGAAAAUGAGUUAGAAUUGUUCAGAAAAACUAUGGAUGUGAUCAUCAUAUCAGAAAGUGGCUUUGCAUCUUCCACAAAUAUUUUAAACCUGGCUGACCAACUUAAAACAAAGAAAAUGAAGAAAAAGGAAGCAGAGCAAGUGCUGCAAAAUUUGGUGCAGGAGAAGUGGCUCUCUGAACGAGAUGGGGAGUACACGUUGCACACUCGCUGCAUAAUGGAGAUGGAGCAAUACAUCCUCAGCAACUACCAAGACUUGGUGAGGAAAUGUAACAUCUGUCACAGCCUCGCCAUCCAGAGUCAAGUAUGUGAAACCUGUGGAAUUGGAAUGCACUUGCCUUGUGCUGGAAAAUAUUUCAAAGCUCAGACGGAACCACACUGUCCCCACUGCAAUGAGUUUUGGCCACAUGAGAUUCCAGAGAUAAAUCGGCCAGAUUCCCAGUUGCCUUCAAGUGCCCCAAGGGAGAGGAGAAGAACCUCAUCUUCAGGAACAAGGCGGCGUUAGAAAGACCAGCUUCAGUUAGAGCGGCCAUUUUCUUUCACUGUCUUAAAGAUUAUCCCAAUUGCAGUUUACUUCAUCGUUAUUGUAAAAUGUGUCAUUCUGAAAGUAGGAAUGCCUAGGGAACAAAGUCAACUUUCUUUUUAUGGUUUGUUUUUACUUGGCUAAAAUCUUGCUCGAAGUUUGAAAAUAAAACUGUUCUGACCUUG